This is a messenger RNA of Bursaphelenchus xylophilus (pine wood nematode), 3322 nucleotides long. Lineage: Eukaryota; Metazoa; Nematoda; Chromadorea; Rhabditida; Aphelenchoididae. The record is from the annotation of a GenBank genome assembly.
AUGCCUGCGCCAAAUUUCAUCAAAAACCGUGCGUCGCACUUCGAGCACUUCCCCUGUUGCUUUGACAUUCCGUUGGCAUUAUCUGCUUUUUAUACUCCGCAUAAUUUGAAGGGAGCAACAUGCAUGUUGAGGGGAAAAAACCAGGGCGGCGAAAGAGCUGCGACAAUUGUUCCACUUUUAUCAGCUGGAUCUUCGGUCGAUUUGCAUGUAAGUUCACGAAAAACUCGGGAAUGCAAUCUUUGAUCCUUGCUCAGGCCGUGUAAUUGUGUUACAAAGUGCUCUCUAGUUUGAAAACCAACAUAACUCAGCUUCAAAUUUCUUGUCUGCGUCUCAAUCAUCCGCCACGCCAUCGCUCCUUUUUGCAUUUGGCUGUUUUUGUCAAUAAAUUUUUUUAAAAAGUCUCACGUCAUCAAAAAUUCUAUUUUGGAGUGUGAGGUGAGGCUAAGUAUUACGGUAAAUGCACUCUUGUCAGAUGCACUUGAAUGUGUUUCUAGCCCAAUGAGUCAAUUAAGACUCCAAUUUAGCUAUCGAAUUUUAUCAAUUUGGAUUGAAACCUCUGCUUUGCUCUUAUUAUUUGAACCCACCAAAUAUUAAUCCUACCUACGCUCGUUCUUAAGCCGCCUGUAAGCGUUGAUUAAUCAGUUUGGCUGAGAAUGAUUCCGCAGAUACUUUUGCUGAUUGCGGUUUAUCUGUUCUACAAUUUGUAUUGGAAACGGAGAAACCUGCCUCCGGGCCCAACGCCAUGGCCAAUUUUUGGGAAUUUGCUUCAAGCUGCGCUGCAACCUCCGCCCAACGCAUUUUUAGCGUGGAAGAAGAAAUACGGAAGUGUGUUCACAUACUGGAGAGCAGACAUGCCGACGAUUAUGCUGACGGAUUACGCGUCGAUUGAACAUGUCCUGCUGAAGCUGCCGGAGACAGUGGUGGACAGAGUUCCGAUGCACUCGUUUAAUGAUAAGUACCGGUGUAAGUCAUCGAUUUUUGAAAAGAUGAACAAGACGAAGCGCUCGCGUUGCUUGGAAAUCUUUUGGUGCAGACGACCUAGAAAAGCCUUUGUCAUCUCGGGCCAUCUUUACAAAAAAAUUUUAUUUUUCCAGCAGGGCCCCACAAGCUUUCGAAAUUCACGAAGUACCACAAGUGAGACGCUCGCCGGAUUUUCUCACAUAUUGCGCACACUUUGGGCAUGCCUGAAAGUUUUAUUUAUGUGGCGCCUUCUGUGGAUAGCCGAGAUAUUCAACGUUUUUUGCUCCCGAGAAAGUACGCAAACGCUGAGAGCGGUCGCGUGAAAAAAAAUAAUUUUUUGUAAUGGCGAUACUGCUUUGUAUGGCAAUUUUUUUGGUGCGGGGGCUUGUCCGCAAGUAAAAUUUUUUUUCACUGUUUUGGCAAACAAGCGUCUGCAACAGUUAUAAGACCUUUAUAUCUCCAGACAGAAGAUGCCGCGCUUAACAAAGUCUCUAUAUUUCAUUGUGAGCUCAUCUCUUCUGAGGGUCGCAUCCAAAACGCUAAGUUUCUUGGCCAAAACAGCAAUACAUUUUUAUGUUUUUUCAGCCGGAGACCAUGGCGUUCUCUUUAUCAGCGGGCCGGAAUGGAGAAACAGUCGGCGAAAUACCCUUCGAAUCCUUCGAGAUUUGGGAAUGGGAAAGAAUGUCAUGCAACAAAGGGUAAAGCAUCAUUUCAGAUAAACGGAGAUGCUUUGAUUUCCAGAUGCUCACCGAAAUUAAAGACGUCUUGCGAAUAUUCACCAAGCAUUCUGCUUCAACAGAACCCCAAGACAUUUGCUACGAUAUAAAUCGAGCCGUUGGCAAUAUCAUCAACUCCAUUUUAUUUGGCUAUAGGUUUGAAGGGGCCAAACAAGAAGAGUACGAUGAGUUGCAGCGUCGAGUCAACGAGCAUGUCAAAAUGCUGGCACAUCCAUUGGUGAUGAUUGGAACUUAUCGAAUUGAGACCUUCGAGAAACUUCCGUUUGUUAACAGCGCGUUGAAGCGGCUGCAGAAAAAGGCGCUGACGAAAUUCUUCAGCGGCCAGAUUAGUGAGCACGAAAGAAAGCUGCGGUUUGAUGGAGACGCUCCGAAUACCGAUUUCGUCGAGAGUUAUUUGAAACAAAUGUACAAACAGUGGGAGAAGGGUGACUAUGAGAGUUUUAGGUAAGCAAAAGCAGAAGAUUGUUGUGCUCUUAAGGCAUUCAAAAGGGGAGUGCGAAUUGGUUAAAGAGGUGUCUUGCAGCUUUGUAGAUGCCCUGGCUUAGGGCAGGCACCAGAAGAAUUGUUCAUUUGGGGGCGCGUCACGACAUUUCGGGUCGACGACAGUUUGAGCCAAUCGAUCGAUACGGGGCGUAGUUCAGGUAUAUACCCAAAAAAACGGUUUUAAGAAGUGUCCAGGAAUCCUGGAAAAGCGGUUGGAUGGUCGGCGGACGCUCGGCGAACGCGCGGCGAAGACUUCAAAUGUCCGCUUUUUCUAUUUUGACUAAUUCCCCCAACGAGAAAGCAGUAAGAAAAAGUGGUGAAUCGGACUAGAGUAACGCCUGAGACAAAAAUUUUGAAUUUUAUCAAACAGUGAAAAGAAAAAAUUGAUAUCACUUUUCUUUGUAGUCGCGACAUUCUCGUCUCAAUAUGCGCCGACCUCUGGCUGGCAGGCCAAGAAUCGACCAGCAAUACGAUCAACUGGGGAAUCGCUUACUUGGCCAACAAUCCCGGAAUUCAAGAACGCGCUUAUCAAGAGAUUCAAAGUGUUGUCGGCGACCGGAUUGUGACCAUGGCGGAUCGUCCAAGUCUUCCGUAUCUCAAUGCUAUUGUUUCGGUGAGACUGUAUAUUCGUCGUUAAAAAACAAUGAUUUAGGAAUCGCAACGUAUUGGCAAUGUUAUUCCGGCGUUAGUCCCACGCAGGCAUCAUAAAGACAUAAAGAUUAAUGGAUUUACAAUCAAAGCUGGAACGGCAAUAGUUCCGCAAGUCUCGGCGGUGCUUUAUGAUGAAAAUGUAAGGGGUAUUUGGACAAAGAAGAAUGAAUUGAACUUUUAGGUGUUUCCAAAUCCCCACAACUUCAAUCCUGACCGCUUCCUAGACGAAAACGGGCACUACAAAAAGAUCGACGAGUUCAUUCCAUUCGUCGUUGGAAAAAGAAGCUGUCUUGGAGAGGGUUUAGCCAGAAUGGAGCUGUUCCUGUUCAUGAGUAACUUGUUGGCAAGGUUUAAGGUAAGAAAUGGAAGUGUAAUAAAGAUUGGUUUGUUUUCAGUUCCUCCCAGCGAAUGGGCAGAUCGAUGUGACUAGGAUAUGGGGUGGGACGGCGACAAUGAAGCCUUGGAAAUGCAAAGUUAUACCUCGAUUUUAA